Messenger RNA from Desarmillaria tabescens, 1167 nucleotides. RefSeq lists its product as uncharacterized. The transcript has a single exon. The record is from RefSeq and is a predicted model, not a curated record. Lineage: Eukaryota; Fungi; Basidiomycota; Agaricomycetes; Agaricales; Physalacriaceae. Bases 1 to 1167 code for a protein of 388 amino acids.
AUGGAUCAACUCCCAUUCGCCCUAACACCGGAGAUGACCUCCAGACCCAACACUCUGGAAGCCUACAAUUUGCAGGAGGAUACUGGGAGGAUAUCAAGGGAUCCUGGGAUAAUGGAAACACCGCUGAUGGAACGGAGUGGCAAAGAACCACCUUCGAAGGAAUCGACAACUCUUUCCUCCCUACCCGAGGAGUUGAUCGAGAAGGUGGACAAACCACAAUUGAGAAAGCAGAUGCAGGAGGACAUCAAAGAGAUGAAUCUCCAGAGUCAUUUGGAAAGGCCGGACCAAUGCUCCAUGCCUCAGAGCUUGACGGGAGAAUCUACUCCUCCACCGGAACUCCAAGAGAGGCAUGGGGAGUCCACACUGAGUCAGGAGAUCAUUUACCAGACUCAUACCUCAAGGAAGACAUCUCCAGUUGGAGCCCAGACACCGGCUCCUCCUAUGAGACAGAAGUCAUCCGGCUCGAAUCCGAAGUUGCCUCAAAGAGGUCCGCUUGCCUCUGUAGCCGGGUAUAUCAAUGGUAUCACCAAAUCACUCUACAACUCGCAUGAAGAAUCCAUCAAUUGGCCAGGGAAGAAAGAGGAGUGGCUGAGGAAAAAGGGAUACUGGAUUGGGGAUCGCUCUUUCCAGUGGAUUCCUGGAUCACCCCUGAAGAGGGAUCCUGGGACCUACCCCCCAUGCACUCCGACUCAACCGCCGACGACACCUGGCACUCAGUUGCUGGAGACGGAUGGGAAUCCCCCUGGCCAGACACCUCGUAUGAGGCCAUAUGGCCCAAUCCCAUGGCUCGAACGGCCAUCAAUGAAGACUUAUGGGACUCACUUCCCACCCCUGUAUUCCUGGGAAGGGAAUACCGAACCAUCCCGAAAGAAGAAGAAGAAAGUGAAGACAGCAAUACCUCCACCGACACCUCCUCUGACACAGACGAAACCAUCCAUGUCUUUGGUGCUGAAUUUCAGCACUGAAGACAUCUUCAAUACCAAGAAACCGGGGGGAGACGGGACCCAACCACACCUACCAUCUGAGGUGUUUUGGACCACAUCUCUGGACCCUGAACUAGGAAAGAGGGACCCCUCUCUUUCCCAAUACAGAGGCACAUCACGCCCUGAAGAAAUAAAUGAAGAAAUGGAUAUGGACCGCCUCAAGAGAGAACGAAGGUGCUUCUGA